AUGAAUAUCCUCGAAUGGGCUUUCGGAAAGCGCAUGACGCCCGCGGAGCGUCUUCGCAAGAAUCAGCGCAUGCUAGAUAAGGCCAUUCGCGAACUCGAUCAGAUGCGUGUCAAACUUGAGAAACAAGAAAAGACCCUUAUCCAGCAAAUCAAGACAAGUGCCAAGAAUGGGCAAAUGGGAGCCUGCAAGAUUCAAGCCAAAGACCUUGUCCGUACGAGACGAUACGUUGAGAAGUUUUAUAGCAUGCGUAGUCAACUACAAAAGAUUUCGCUGCGUCUUCAGACCUACAGGACGAACGAACAGAUGAUGCAGGCCAUGAAGGGUGCUACUAUGGCCUUGGGAAGCAUGAACAAGUCGAUGAACCUUCCCCAGCUCCAACGGAUCGCUAUGGAAUUUGAACGAGAAAACGAUAUUAUGGAUCAGCGACAAGAGAUGAUGGACGAUGCCAUUGACGAUGCUAUGGAUGUUGGAAUCGAAGAGGAGGGCGACGAAGUGGUAGAGCAAGUCUUGGAAGAGAUUGGAGUGGACUUUAACCAGGCGCUUGGCGAAACACCUACUGCCUUGGGAACUGCAGCAGUGCCCGAGGGUAAGAUUGCUCAGGCAGUGGGAGGUGGCGGCGGUGGCGGCGGUGGCGGUGACCCCGUCGACGAUGACCUUCAAGCAAGACUUGAUAGCUUGCGGAAGUAG
Molecule: messenger RNA, 687 nt
Organism: Fusarium sp. VM40
Lineage: Eukaryota; Fungi; Ascomycota; Sordariomycetes; Hypocreales; Nectriaceae
Source: the annotation of a GenBank genome assembly